This is a messenger RNA of Cyclocybe aegerita, 1797 nucleotides long. NCBI's taxonomy places the organism in Eukaryota, Fungi, Basidiomycota, Agaricomycetes, Agaricales, Hemipholiotaceae. The record is from the annotation of a GenBank genome assembly.
AUGGGGAUGAAUAGCAUCGCGCAUAUCGAGGUGUGUCUGUACCUCCGGACUCUGCCCUUCUCCACAGCUCGGAGAAGGCUUAAUUCCUUGACUACAUUCACGCUGGGAUACAACACCCCAGUCAACGUUGACGUCGCAGAACAACACUGGGCUGACAACAUCAGAAUCGUGGGAUUGUGGGCGAGAAGGUCGCUUGUCCUCAUUAUUGGUAUAAAAUCUGUGUACGAUGGACAUCGGUCCUCCAUUGCGCUUGCGCUUUCAACUUUCUCUCAACGAUUUCUCAUGUCUUCAUUUACUCGAAUGCGGGAUGCUAGGGGUCGAUUCGCGAGACCAAAGCCUCCCCGAAUGGAGACAUCCCACUCGACUUAUCUCCCGGCGGAAGUCAUUCGGGUCAUCCUAGAAGGGCUCAUCGCGCAGAAUGACCAACCGUCUGUAGAGGCGUUCUCCAGGGUCUCGUCUUUCUUCCUGGAGGACUGUCGCAAGCAUCUCAUGCAAGCCUUCGAUCUGCGAAAGGCGCCUCGCGGCAACCCUUACACCGUCGUACCCGCAACCCAGAUGAUGGUCGAGUAUAUUACCCGAUUUGCGGUUUUGCUCCAACGUCAACCCCACCUCGCCGGCUACGUGAAGAAAAUACGUAUCUUCUGCGACGACUCGAACCAGAACCUCUCCUGGAUCAAACAGCGAACCGCCAUGCCAUUCAUUUUGGAUCGGAUCCCGCAAGUCACCGACCUCGAGCUUACACUGGAGGAGCCCGUUGAAUGGGCGCACUUCGAUCCCGAGUUACGUCGCGCUUUUCUCGCAGUCAUGUGCCGAGGCAUGGGAGUCACUCAACUCAAGAUAACUGGCGUCAGAAACCUGCCCAUGAUGCUGCUCAACCAGUCUCGCUCGCUCAAGAGCAUGGAGCUGCACACGUGCACGUUCAUAUUCCCCGAUAUCUCGCUUUGCCCUCCCGAGGAACAGCAACUGAUGCAGCGUAUCAGCCAGGGUCUCUCACGCAAGACUUAUCUCGACGAAUUGACUGUCGGGAACUCUGGCGUUUACAUCGGAGUGGCACUCGCAACUGAUCAUGGACGCUUCCUGAGGGUCGACAUCUCGAGGUUGAAAAGGUUGGAAAUAGACCUCGGCCGUCGACCACCGGAGAAUGUGGAAGCGUGGAAGAUUGUCCUGUUCGCUAGGAAGUCCAUCCAAACUCUUGUCGUCAGGCAGACCGACAUGGAAUUUAAACCUGCUCUUUUGAUACAGAUGCCGAAUCCUGGCCAAUUCAUGAAUCACCCUCUCAUGAAGCUAUGGCAUCUCGAACAACUGACCCACUUUGAUCUUACCGUCGUCUUCCAGAGUCUCGAGAGGUAUGAAGGGUCAAGCCACCGCCCCAUCCUCGUGCGCAGGCCGCCUCAGAAUUGUUACGAACAACCUCUCAUCCCAUGGGCAAUGAUCCUGUGGGCUGGAAACAAAAUGCUGCGCACCAUUACUCUGACCCUUGAAUGCUACGCGCUCGAGGAUGAAGAACUCUUCUCUACCUGCUUCGAGAUUGAAACGGACCACACGACGGGCCCAGGUCCCUACCCCCCAAUCCCUACUUCUUGGUCGCUUCUUGACACCGCGCUGAAGAAUCCAAACGCGUUCCCCUCCUUACAACAGAUCGACGUCGUCAUGAAGCUUCCGGAAGCCUCGAGUAGCAUGUCAGAUGCGCAAGCGCCGAUCAGUGCGCUGCAGAGGGAGGUCAUGUCUGUGAUCAAGAAGCUCUUACACGAAACGCGUCGCCGAGUCGUAUUGAAUAUUCGGUGCGAAUUGGACUAA